Molecule: messenger RNA, 2025 nt
Organism: Hansenula ciferrii
Lineage: Eukaryota; Fungi; Ascomycota; Saccharomycetes; Phaffomycetales; Wickerhamomycetaceae
Product: putative metal ion transporter
Exons: 2
Coding region: 1-2025 (674 amino acids)
Biological process (GO): transmembrane transport; metal ion transport
Cellular component (GO): membrane
Molecular function (GO): magnesium ion binding; cobalt ion binding; cobalt ion transmembrane transporter activity
Source: RefSeq, a predicted model, not a curated record
AUGUUGAAUUCCGACUAUUUACUAUCAGGUGACGCAUCAGCUGAUUUGAAUUACGACUCGAUAUAUGACUCUGGGGAUCCAAACUUACCAAAUUUACCACAUGAACUUAGUGAUUAUAGUGAAGAAGAUGAAGAAUUUACAGACUUGGAAAGUUUAACAGGUGAACAUCAAAAAAGAAGACCAUCACAAUACUUAUUUGAUAAUGAAGUAUCACAAGCACAACCUCCUCCUACAGCACAUAUACCACCAGCGUCAUCACAAAGCACCACGACAGAGAAAUCAGAAUUGGAAUCAAAUCAAAAUCCUCAAAAAUCACAAUCAAAAAAGAGACAUAAUAGACAUAAGAGAAAGAAUAGAAAAUAUUCAGAUUCUGCAUAUAGUUCCACUGCUGCUAAGAAACGUAUUUCAUGGGAACCUGGUAUUGAUAUACAUACUACAAAUGUUGUGAUGAACUCAAUUGGUUCUUCUAUAACUGUAACAGAUUAUAGAUCUGAUAGGUAUAGAGUUGAACAUUGUGAAGUUUUCUCAAAUAUUUUGAACUCAGUAGAAGUUGAUACUGAUAGUGAUUUUUACUUAAACAAGAAUGAUUCUAUGGAAUAUGACCUGAAAUCAAAACAAAGUGUUUCAAAAUUUAAAAAAAUUGUGGAAUCAAGACCUAAUUGGUCAAAAGUUCGUUGGAUAAAUGUUAAUGGUCUUUCAUGGGAAGCUAUUGCUACAUUAGGUGAAAAAUAUGAAUUACAUAGAUUAUCAAUUGAAGAUAUGAUUGAUAUUCCACAAAGAACAAAAGUUGAUAUAUAUAAAAGUCAUUUAUUUUCUGUCCUUCCAGUUAUUAAACUUGUUAAAUCUAAACAUUAUGGAUCAAAUUCUGAUGAUUCAAUAUGGGAUAAAAUAUUGAAAAAAUUAAAUCUUUUCGAUUAUUUAGAAGAAGAACAAGAAUUAAAAGAUGAUGCUAAUUAUGGGGUUUCAGAUACAAGACAACAAAGUCUUUCAGAACGUAUAACUACAUCAAAUGAAUCAAGAAGAUUAAAUGAAACAAUAGUUGCCCAAUCAAGUUUAAGUAAAAGAAGACAUAGAUUAUUAGAUGAUCAAAGACCAUUAAGUUAUAGAAAUUUAUUUGUUGGUGUUGAACAAUGUUCUAUCUUUUUAACAAAAGAUAAUACUGUUAUAUCAUUUUUUGAAAGUUCAGGUGAUGAUAUUGGUAAUGCAAUAUUAAGUAGAAUUUCAACAGAUGAAACUAUUUUAAGAACUUCAUGUGAUUCUUCCAUAUUGGUACAAAGUAUUAUUGAUUCAAUCGUGGAUAUAGUUUAUCCAGUUAUAACAGCUUAUAAAAAAAGAUUAAGUGAAUUAGAAUUAGAUGUUUUAACAGAUUCAAAUAUGAGUCAUAUUACAACUUUACAUUUGAUGUCUGGAGAAUUAUCCAAGUUAAGAUCAAGUAUUUUACCAACAACUGUUUUGAUAAAUUCAUUAAAAGAUCAAGCUAAAAAGCAAAACUCUGAGAAAAAAGAUAUUUCAAUACAACCUUCUUCUUCUUCAUCUUCACCAAAUUUGGUAUCAUCAGUUGCUGAACUUUAUUUAACAGAUGUUUCGGAUCAUACACAAAUGUAUACAGAUGAAAUUGAAGGUAUGAUUAAUAGUAUAGAAAAUUUAAUUGGGUUAAUAUUCAACACCACAUCAAAUGAAUCAAAUAGUGCAAUGCAACAAUUAUCAUUAGUUACUGUUAUUUUCUUACCAUUAUCAUUUUGGACAGGUUAUUAUGGUAUGAAUUUUGAAAGUUUUGGUGAUUUACAAAAUAAUGUUUCUUAUUAUUGGAAAAUUGCUAUUCCUUUUAGUUGUGGAUUAUUGAUAUUGAUCACUUGGAGUUUUAUUAAAAAAACAAUUGUUGAAACAAAGAGGAAAACUAAGAGAAUGAUUCAAGAUAUAAAUAUUAAUAGAGAUUUUAAAAAGAGACAAAAUAGAAAGAAACAAAGAAGGGAGAGUAGAUCAAGAAGAACUAGUACCUUAGAAACUACUGAUAAAAUGGUCUAA